Molecule: messenger RNA, 2604 nt
Organism: Eublepharis macularius
Lineage: Eukaryota; Metazoa; Chordata; Lepidosauria; Squamata; Eublepharidae
Product: zinc finger protein 501-like
Exons: 5
Coding region: 98-1516 (472 amino acids)
Biological process (GO): central nervous system development; regulation of transcription by RNA polymerase II
Cellular component (GO): nucleus
Molecular function (GO): RNA polymerase II cis-regulatory region sequence-specific DNA binding; DNA-binding transcription factor activity, RNA polymerase II-specific
Source: RefSeq, a predicted model, not a curated record
AAGUGAGCCGCUCGGAGAGGGGCCCCGUUGAUGAAUCGCAGCAGCGGGAAACCAUCCGGGAGGAGCAUCUGCGCAGUUUGCAAAUGCUGAGGGCUGAAUGAGGGCCAUGCUUCUGUCUGGACUGCCCCCUCUUCCUAGAGGUUGGCAAAGGGCUGCAGUGGACCUUGCUCAGAGGCCGGUGACUUUUAAAGAUGUGGCCGUGUACUUCACUGCGGGGCAGGGUGCUCUGUUGGACCCAAGUCAGAGAGCCCUGUACAGAGAGGUCAUGAUGGAGAACUAUGAGAAUGUGGUCUCAUUGGGCUUUCCAGUCCCCAAGCCUCACCUAAUCUCCCGGCUGGAGCGAGGGGAGAAUCCAUGGGUGCCUAAUUCUUGGACCUUGAAUGACAGCAAGUGCUCAGGUGGUUUGAGGAAAAAGAACUCUUGCCGCAAAUGUGGAAAAUGUUUUGCUCAGAAGUCAGAUUUGGUCAUCCACCGGAUAGUCCAUAUGGGUGAGAAACCCUUCAAGUGCUUGGAGUGCGGCAAAUAUUUUGUGCAUCAUUCAGAGCUUGUGAAACACCAGCGAGUCCACACUGGAGAGAGACCCUUUAAAUGCUUGGAAUGUGGGAAAUGUUUUUCUCGCCAGUCAGUCCUUGUGAAUCACCACAGAAUCCAUACGGGAGAGAAGCCUUAUAAAUGCUCUGAGUGUGUGAAAUGCUUUACCCAGAGAUCACAGCUGGUCAGACACCGAAGGGUCCACACAGGAGAGAAGCCUUACAAAUGCUUGGAGUGUGGGAAAUGUUUUGCUCGUCACUCGGUCCUUAUAAAUCACCAAAGAGUCCACACAGGGGAAAAACCAUAUAAAUGUUUGGAGUGUGAAAAAUGUUUUGCUCGUCAGUCAGUCCUUGUCAAUCAUCAGAGGGUCCACACAGGAGAGAAACCCUAUAAAUGCCUAGAGUGUGGGAAACUGUUUGCUCACCAGUCCAACCUUGUGAAUCACCAGAGGGUUCACACGGGGGAGAAACCCUACAAAUGUUUGAAAUGUGGGAAGUGUUUUGCUCAGCAGUCUGACCUUGUGAAACACCGGAGGAUUCAUACAGGAGAGAGACCCUAUAAAUGCUUGGAGUGUGGGAAAUGUUUUGCCAUACAUUCAGAUGUGGUGAAUCACCAGCGAGUCCACACGGGAGAGAAACCUCAUAAAUGCCAGGAGUGUGGAAAAUGUUUUGCUCAACGUUCAGCCCUUGUGAGCCAUCAAAGAGUCCACACAGGAGAGAAACCCUACAGGUGUCUGGAGUGUGAGAAAUGUUUUGCUCAGCUAUCAAAUCUUGUGAAACACCAGAGGGUCCACACUGGAGAGAAGCCCUACAAAUGUUCAGAGUGUGGAAAAUGCUUUGCUCGACACUCACACCUUCGUGUACACCACAAAGUUCACUCUCGAGUGAAAUCCUACAAACGCCGCAAAUGUGGCGACAACUUUUUAGAGAAAGGGAACUUUAUUCAGUGUCAGAUAGCAAACACAGGUGAAAUAAUUCAGGGUUAGUAAAUUAUUACCCUGAAGGUAAUCUUUACACUGUAUCAGUCAGCCUACUCCAUAACACUUUAAGAGGAAGGCAGAUGUAGCCUUUUAAGAAGAGUUACAGUAUGUUCUUUACCUGAGGUACCCGCCAGGAUUCGCAUUUUGCAUGACAAAGCCAAAUAUGGCAAUCUUGCUUCUUUGUGCUGCAGGCAGGUUGCCCCCCCUUAAAAAGAAAUCCCCAUAUGUAUCGUUAUUUGUUUAUAUGUUCAUUCUUCACUUUAAAAAUCCAUACAAAGCCAUACAUAUUUUGAAACUAUGUGCAAAACUAGGACUGGGGAUGUGUGUUGGUGACAUGAAAGGCACCUUCCCUAGUUGGAUUUGAAUUCAAGCAUGUUGAUUAGUUUUCAAAUUGACUUGCCAUCUGUCUGUUUUUGGCUUCAGUUUCCUGCCCUCAAGAAACUGGAGAAAAACUGGCUGAAAAAUGGCCUCCCUAAUUAUGUUCCAGGAAUUUCCCCCAUGUAUUUACCAUAGAGAUUAGGGGAAACAGUGUUACCUGUAAGUGAUGUCAUAUCCUCUAAAAAAUCCACCCACCCCAGGCACUACCCACAAAUGUCCAGACAUUUGCCGAGGCAGUGCUGGCAAUUCUGUUUUCAGAGCUCUCCCGUGGAAAGAAAAUCAUAACAUUUGUUCUGACUGUAGUUAAGGUGUUUUUAAACCAGCCAUCCUGCUCUAAAAUCAUGACCCUUCGCCCUAGAAUUUGGGUGGGUAAAAGGAAUUAUCCCCUGCUUAGGUUCUGAAUAUCUGGCUCAGGAACACAGAAGCCAAGGAGAUGGUGCUUGGGUUGGAUCCUAGUACUCCACUUAGCUUUCCUCCAGUGUAGAAGAGAGACUUUCUCUGGUAGUUGGGACUGGUGGAAAGGCUCCAUGCUUAUAGCUGAGUGGCAUGGUAGGUUCAGCCCCUUAUGUGAAUGCUUUUAUUACCAUGGUAACCCUCAAGGUAGGUCUUCUGUAGUGCUGCAUUUCCUGUAUUUACAGUGUCUUUGAAGCAAUGGCCGUGGUAAAGUAUGAGCCAUCAAAAUGGACAUCUUUUUAUUUUUACUUGUUACAAACCAC